GCCGGCACAAGCCGUGCAGAGUGCUCACGUUGCGUCUUUGAUAUGUGCACCGUUUGCUGCCAACUUUGCAAACUACAGCACCUUCCAAGUGACAACAAAUGCGCGCCCGCAAGCACCGUCCGCCAUGGCGAUGAGCACCUUUCUGUACCACGAGGACGAAACACUGGGCGACAUCAAAUCGCAUCUUCCAUCGACAAACCGCACACAAUCUUCAACCACCCGAUCUUGGACCAGCUCGUUUUUUGCAUCAUCCGAACCCUCUACCGCCGACAAUAUGAGCAGCUUCCUCUCCUCCGCAGAGAACAAGGCCGAGCGAACGCUCGCGCCGCUUCUGCCAAUCCCAGCUUUCGGUGACCUCAGCAAGGCCGCCAACGACCUCAUCAACAAGGACUUCUACCACACCAGCCAAGCCACUCUCGAUGUGAAGCUCAAGGCCCCAAGUGGUACUAACGUUACCAUUAAGGGCAAGCAGGGCUUCGACGGCGCCACUGCUGGCUCCAUCGAGGGCAAGCACACUCUCAAGCCUCAGGGUGUCACCAUCACUCAGGCAUGGUCGACCGCGUCUCUUCUCGACAGCAAGGUUGAGCUCGCCGAUGUUGUCGCUCCAGGCGUCAAGGUUGAUCUUCAGAACCUCUGGAACCCAUCCAAGGAGGGCUCUGCCGCGCAAAAGAUCAACGCCGCUUUCAAGAACCCCAACGUCCACGCCCGCACAUUCGUCAACUACGGCACCGCCAAGGGCAACAUCGAUGCCAUCGUCGACGUUGUCGCCGGCUCUGACGGUUUCCUCGUCGGUGGUGAGGCUGGCUACGAUGUGCAAAAGGCUGCUGUCACCCGCUACUCUCUCGGUCUCGGCUACCAGACCCCAAGCUACGUCGCCAGCAUUGUCGGCUCCCAGAACCUGACUCUCAUCGCCGCAAGCUACUACCAGAAGGUCAACUCCGCCGUCGAGGUUGGUGCCAAGGCUGGCUACGAUGUGCAGGCACAAAAGGCCAGCGGUCUUGAGCUUGCUUCCAAGUACAAGCUUGACCCUCUCUCUUUCGCCAAGGCCAAGAUCAACGACCGUGGUAUCGCCGCUCUUGCCUACAGCACCAAGCUCAACGCUGGCACCACUCUCGGCCUCGGUCUUUCCCUCGACACCAAGUCCCUCAACGAGGCUGGCCACAAGGUCGGAACCUCGCUCACCUUUGAAGGUUAAAUGUAUCACCAGACGCUGUAUGAAUGAUGGGAGGGGGACCAUAGAGCAGAUUCCGAGCACUCGAAGCAUUUCACCAGGAUGGAAGUUUUGCUUUGCUCAAUUGCCUCAGUUGCCAGCUAGCUAGCUCGCUUGAUACCCGGCUACCUGUACUGUGGCAAACUGUACUUGUACAAAUCUUUUUGCUCAUCG
Messenger RNA from Cercospora beticola, 1384 nucleotides. Its product is annotated as porin. Gene Ontology annotation, cellular component: mitochondrial outer membrane. Gene Ontology annotation, molecular function: voltage-gated monoatomic anion channel activity. NCBI's taxonomy places the organism in Eukaryota, Fungi, Ascomycota, Dothideomycetes, Mycosphaerellales, Mycosphaerellaceae. The record is from RefSeq and is a predicted model, not a curated record. Gene Ontology annotation, biological process: monoatomic anion transmembrane transport.